This is a messenger RNA of Pipistrellus nathusii (Nathusius's pipistrelle), 2613 nucleotides long. NCBI's taxonomy places the organism in Eukaryota, Metazoa, Chordata, Mammalia, Chiroptera, Vespertilionidae. The record is from the annotation of a GenBank genome assembly.
AUGCAGGCGGCGGCCGCCGCGUCCGUGCCCAUCUUGCUGCUCUGCGCCCUGGGGACCUGCCCCUGGGCGCGCUGCGGCCGGGCAGGAGACGCCUCGCUGGCUGAGCUGGAGAGGAGGACCGAAAACCGCUUCCUGGGGCGCCAGAGCAUCGUGCCGCUCCGGCUCCUCUAUCGCUCCGGCGGCGAAGACGAAACCGGGCACGACAGGCUCACCACGCGGGUGCGGGGCCGCCCCGGCGGCGCUCAGUUGGCUCAUGUUGACCAGGCAAGCUUCCAGGUCGAUGCCUUUGGAACAUCAUUUAUUCUUGAUGUCGUGCUAAACCAUGAUUUGCUGUCCUCUGAAUACAUAGAGAGACACAUUGAACAUGGAGGGAAGACGGUGGAAGUUAAAGGAGGAGAGCACUGCUACUACCAGGGCCAGAUCCGAGGAAACCCCGCCUCAUUUGUGGCAUUGUCAACAUGCCAUGGACUUCACGGGAUGUUCUAUGAUGGGAACCACACCUAUCUCAUUGAGCCAGAAGAAAAUGACACCUCCCCAGAGGAUUUCCGUUUUCACUCAGUUUACAAAUCCAGACUCUUUGAAUUUCCUUUGGAUGAUCUUUCCUCUGCGUUCCAACAAGUAAAUAUCACUCCACCAAAAUUUAUUUUGAAGCCAAGACCAAAAAGGACCAAACGGCAGCUCCAUCGCCAUCCUCGGAAUGUAGAGGAGGAAACCAAAUAUAUUGAACUGAUGAUUGUGAACGAUCAUCUCAUGUUCAAAAAACAUCGGCUUUCUGUUGUACAUACCAAUACUUAUGCGAAAUCUGUGGUGAACAUGGCGGAUUUAAUAUAUAAAGACCAACUUAAGACAAGGAUAGUAUUGGUUGCCAUGGAAACCUGGGCAGCUGACAACAAGUUUGCCAUAUCUGAAAAUCCAUUGAUCACCCUACGUGAGUUUAUGAAAUACAGGAGGGAUUUUAUCAAAGAGAAAAGUGAUGCAGUUCACCUUUUUUCGGGAAGUCAAUUUGAGAGUAGCCGGAGCGGGGCAGCUUAUAUUGGUGGGAUUUGCUCGUUGCUGAAAGGAGGAGGCGUGAAUGAAUUUGGGAAAACUGACUUAAUGGCAGUUACACUUGCCCAGUCAUUAGCAAAUAAUAUUGGCAUUAUCUCAGACAAAAGAAAGUUAGCAAGUGGUGAGUGUACAUGUGAGGACACCUGGUCUGGAUGCAUAAUGGGAGAUACCGGUUACUAUCUUCCUAAGAAGUUUACCCAGUGUAAUGUUGAAGAGUACCAUGACUUCCUGAACAGUGGAGGUGGAGCCUGCCUUUUCAACAAACCUUCUAAGCUUCUCGAUCCUCCUGAGUGUGGUAAUGGCUUCAUUGAAACUGGAGAGGAGUGUGACUGCGGGACGCCGGCACAAUGUGUCCUUGAAGGAGCAGAGUGUUGUAAGAAAUGCACCUUGACUCAAGACUCUCAAUGCAGUGAUGGUCUUUGUUGUAAAAAGUGCAAGUUUCAGCCUAUGGGGACUGUGUGCCGAGAAGCAGUAAAUGAUUGUGAUAUUCGUGAAUCAUGCUCAGGAAACUCAAGCCAGUGUGCCCCAAAUAUUCAUAAAAUGGAUGGAUAUUCAUGUGAUGGUGUUCAGGGGAUUUGCUUUGGAGGAAGAUGCAAAACCAGGGAUAGACAAUGCAAGUACAUCUGGGGGCAAAAGGUGAUGGCAUCAGACAAAUACUGCUAUGAGAAACUGAACAUUGAAGGGACUGAGAAGGGCAACUGUGGGAAAGACAAAGACACGUGGAUACAGUGCAACAAACGGGAUGUGCUUUGUGGCUACCUCUUGUGUACCAAUAUUGGCAAUAUCCCACGGCUCGGAGAACUUGAUGGUGAAAUCACAUCUACUUUAGUUGUGCAGCAGGGAAGAACAUUAAACUGCAGUGGUGGGCACGUUAAGCUUGAAGAAGAUGUAGAUCUUGGCUAUGUGGAAGAUGGGACACCGUGUGGUCCCCAAAUGAUGUGCUUAGAACACAGGUGUCUCCCUGUGGCCUCCUUCAACUUUAGUACUUGCUUAAGCAAUAAAGAAGGCAUUGUUUGUUCAGGAAAUGGAGUUUGCAGUAAUGAGCUGAAGUGUGUGUGUAACAUGCACUGGACCGGUGCUGACUGCAGCACAUACUUCCCUCUCAACGAUGAUGAAAAGGCUGGUAUAACUCUGUCUGGCAAUGGUGUUGCUGGUACCAAUAUCAUAAUAGGCAUAAUUGCUGGCACCAUUUUAGUGUUGGCCCUCAUAUUAGGAAUGACUGCAUGGGGUUAUAAAAACUAUCGAGAACAGAGGUCAAAUGGACUCUCUCAUUCUUGGAGUGAAAGGAUCCCAGACACAAAGCAUAUUUCAGACAUCUGUGAGAAUGGGCGACCUCGAAGUAACUCUUGGCAAGGUAAUGUGGGAGGCAACAGAAAGAAAAUCAGAGGCAAAAGAUUUAGACCUCGGUCUAACUCCACUGAGACUUUGUCUCCUGCCAAGUCUCCUUCUUCAUCUACUGGGUCUAUUGCCUCCAGCAGAAAAUACCCCUACCCAAUGCCUCCACUUCCCGAUGAGGAGAAGAAAGUGAACCGACAAAGUGCCAGGCUCUGGGAGACAUCCAUUUAA